This is a messenger RNA of Phytophthora nicotianae INRA-310, 3618 nucleotides long. RefSeq lists its product as hypothetical. Lineage: Eukaryota; Oomycota; Peronosporomycetes; Peronosporales; Peronosporaceae. The record is from RefSeq and is a predicted model, not a curated record. Gene Ontology annotation, biological process: microtubule-based movement. Gene Ontology annotation, molecular function: microtubule binding; ATP binding; microtubule motor activity. The transcript has 2 exons. Bases 517 to 1695 code for a protein of 392 amino acids.
CUGAAUUACUUCAACUGGAUCCGGCACUUCAGAAUUUGCCGUCGACAACGCAAGUGGGAAUUUUGCGAUGGUGCCGGACCGAGAAUGGCGCCCUGCCGGCGAGAAUAUGGAUAAGCGGUGCGCAUCAAUAGUUUACACAGCAGCUGCAUAGAUCUUUACACUUACCCCACUUACUAUCGUGACCAGGACGGCGCGGAAGGUUCAUGCGGCAGAUUUCCAACGCACGUUGCGCGAGCUACGCAAAAAAUACCUGCAAUCGAAUCUCGAAGUUGAUGGAGAAGAGAACGAGGGGAACAGGGAGCCCCCCGGCAGUGACCACAUGCAUGUGUAUGUGCGCAAGCGUCCGCUGCUGUCUCACGAGUUGCGCAAGCACGAGUUCGACGUCAUCACAGCCGUUGGAAAGCGCGAGAUCGUCAUUCACGAGUGCAAAAUGUAUCCGGGUAGGUAGAAAAAUGAGAACAACCGCUGCGAUGUCGGACUCUUAACAAGCGCUCCUGCCCUCUGUGCUGUACAGACAUGAGACACAAGUACGUGGUCUCGCACCACCAACGGUUCACCACUUGCUACGACGAGAAGGUCAACACGGAGACGAUCUAUGAAGACGCCGUCAAGCACUUGCUGUUGCAUGCCAUGCAGGGCGGCAAGUCGGUUUGCAUGAUGUACGGACAGACUGGCUCGGGCAAGACGUACACUAUGAGUGGAUUCUUCCAGUUCGUCGCGGAUGGCCUCUUCACCGAGAUUGUGGGAGAUGUAGACUUUGUGGUCUCAGUUUCUGCCAUUGAAAUUGCCGGUUCCAAGUGCUAUGACCUCAUUCACGAUCGCUCGAAGGUUCUGGUGUGCGAUGACGGUGAAGGCAACACGGGCUUGGUGGGCGCGACCGAAGUGGAAGCCGAUUCGACCAAUUCGCUAUUAGAGGUACUCGACAAUGUCAAGAACUUGCGCUCGACGGAGUCGACUACAGUGAACCACCAGUCCUCGCGCUCUCAUCUUGUAUGCUACAUCAAUCUACGCCGUCGCAGUUCACGUGAUACCCUCGGUGAACUCUACGGACAGUUGGUGUUGCUGGAUUUAGCAGGCAGCGAACGUAACGAAGAUUCGUUCUACCAUGAUGCUGCACGCAGGAAAGAAGCCAUUGAGAUCAACAAGAGCCACUUGGCCCUGAAAGAGUGCGUUCGUGCCAUCGGGCGUGAGGAUAACACUGGCUUCGUGCCCUACCGCGCUAGUGUUCUCACACGUAUCUUGAAGAGCUGCCUCUGGAGUGCCAACUCUCGAGCUAGUGUGAUCGCCACGAUCUCGCCGUUAUCAAUCGACACGGAACACACAUUGCACACUUUGCUGUGUGCUGGUCAAAUGCUCGAAGACACUCCUCACGUCAGCACUGAGCGCGUCGAUGUGAAAGAAGCUGGAGAAGGCGAAGAGGAGCGCAUGGUUCCGAUUCGAGAAUGGGACAACGAUCGUGUGAGGAACUGGCUCUGCUCGGUGCGCAAAGGCAAGUUCCAAAAGUUUGCUGACAACGUCAACAGCUCCGUCGAUGGCAGAAUGCUCAUUCGAUUCACACACGCUCGGUUCACGCAACUUUGCGGUGGCGACAGCCUUGCUGGUGGUCAUUUACUGAAGGCAUUUCGCGACGAAGUGGCCAACCAAGACAAGAUGCUUAAGGCGAGACGAGAGCGCAAUGCAGCACGUCGCAAAUAAUCAAGCCCGACAGCCUGUCGGGCUUGAUUAUUGUCGGUGACAGGUAAACCUACAGCUAACACACCGUAUGGAAAUUGAUAUAUAAUGUCAUUGUUACGCCAACAACCAAGCCGCUCAUGCGCUUGUCUAGUGGUCUAUCUCGGUGUAGUGCUUCGUUGGGAUGAACUUGUAUGUAACAAGUGCUCCCAGCAGAGAUACUGUCGCGCUCAGUGCCAAAAGAUAAGAUACGCCGAAUCGAGCUUCGACAAUACCAAAAGAAGCCGCUCCAAUAGCAGCACCGAGCUUCCCCGCUGCUGCAGCGACUCCAUUGAGUUCGACCCGCACGUCUUCCGAGAAGAUCUCCGCUGGCAGACAAAACGUGCCGACGUUUGGUCCAAAAUUCGAGAAGAAGAACGUGAGCGCGUACAUACCAAGCAGCAGUCCCCUGUAGUCCAACAGUUGCUCGUAGAACGAUCCAAGUGCCAGGAAGAGUAGCGCCAUUACGACAAACCCCAUGAUCUGAAUCGCCUUGAAGCUGAUCUUGCCGACUAUACACACCGUAAGCAGGUUUCCCGGCAGAGCGAUGGCUGCCACAACCAAUGAGCACAGUGCAACGUCAGCGAAAUGGUGCUUGUCCAAGCCGUACGUGUCCUGCAGAAUAAUAGGCGUGAAGAUGACGUUCCCGUAGAAGGUUAUAUCAAACAGAAACCAGCUUGCACAGGCACCGAACAGCUUCCGUUGCAGCGACGAGCUUUCUCGUAAUUUAUCCCACAACUUUGAUCGACACGACACCUCUGAAUCCCUCUUUCGAAGCUCAAUCGGUGGGGUCACUGGCGACGGCAAGUCCUCCUCUACUUGGAAAGCUCGUCGGAGCACGAAUAGUCCGGGGAACGCACCAACAAGUAGCAGAACUCUCCAUCCGAUUGUACGCUGUGCGUUCAUAGCCAACAUGAUGUAGGCCAUGAGCGGUGCAAGUAGCUGUCCAAUGCCCUGGAAGCUAAAGACUGCGGCCACAAUCCUGCUCUUCUUGAGCUCAUCGUGACUGUGCGUCGACUCCACAGCCGAUGCUGCUGAUAACGGGUAAACGCCUCCAACUCCGACACCCAAAACAAACCGACAUGCUGCUAGUACAUGAUAAACCGAGUCCGUUCCCCAUGGUAGUAGUGCACUUGAUGCGGCACCUAGAAUGGACAAUAACAGCGUGAAGAUCAUCCCCUUUCUGCGUCCCAUUACUGCCCCCACAUAGCCAAAUGUGAGCUGUCCUACAAUGGCCCCCACCAACGAGCACGAGUCUACAGUAGACCGCAGCUCUGGACUCGAGUUGGGAUACGAUCGCUGCAGCAUCAUCAGCGCGUAAUUGAUCACUGCCAGAUUAUACUAGUACAUAGUUAGCUUACUUGCAAUACCAAUGCAGUGUACGCGUUGCAACGUACUGCUGUGCUGAGGUUAGCGAUGGCGGACACCAAGAUCUGGUCGCUGACCACCACUUCAUCAUCGACUUCCAGUGGAACUUCUUGGGUUGUACUGCCGUAUCCAGAGCGCGCCGUCUGCCGAUCUUUCACUAGGAGGAGAUCCGAUAGUUCAGACGAACUGCUGGCCUCAGUGCUGAGUCCGCCGGACGACGCGCGCUCACGCGGCGCUACCUGGUUCAUUAGGAGCUCUGCUUUGAUGCGUCUAGUGUCAGGCAUGGGGGUUGAAGAAUGUGUCAGACUGACAAUUCGUGACUGGGGUCGCAAGUGACUGCUCGAGCGCUUAUUGGCUCAGAUUCGGUUAGAAGGUUACUCAUAACUGCCCGAAUCUUCCCAUCCAGACGGUAUGGACUUCAUCAGCGAUGCGUGUGGCAUGGGAAUAGUGCUGUUCCUAUGAAUAUCCUUGGCGUCAGACCGGCAGACUCAGAUAAUCAACAUAAAUAAAGCUGUCAACAACGAAUAUAGCUUCUGGCUA